AUGGACUAUCGGCAUGUGCAGCCUCCUUUUCGGCGCCUUGCCUUGGUGGUGCACUUAGUAUUGUUAGGCCUCUUACUUGCCUAUGCUGGAUAUGAGAUUUGCGAGAUUGUCAGCGCCUCCCGGUCCCCUCCUAGAGAAACGGUAAUGGAAGACUGGCACGGAGCUGGGAAAUGGGCGCUCUGCACUGACAGUACACUUCACAAAGCAGGUGUGGCACUGCCAACUACGAAGCAGUUGAUGCACAACGAGGAGAUUGCGGACUCCACAGACAAUCGAGGUUCAAUGCUAUCAAGAGAAACGAUUGAGAUCAACGGGCGGAAUCAGAGUUGCUCAGUUGUCGAUUUGUCCGAGUGGCAGAUGCCUCUGCCACCGCCAGUGCCCUUCCAUCUUUGCGGGCAGGCUCGGAAGAUGAGCCUUUACCUGAACAUGUUGGGCGAGUGGAGCUAUCUGGGAUUCAGUGAGGAUGGCAGCAGAUUAGUGCUGACCUUAGAUAAGCACAAGCAUGGCUGGAAUUUCGGAUAUGCCACUGAAGAAGAGGAUUAUUUCCAGGUCCAUCGUGCAGAGGAGACCUGUUGCCAAGACCGACAUGCAAAGUGUCAGCAUUGGUCGGAGUUUGAAUCUACAGAAGGAUUGGGAAUUUACUGGCGGGUGGUCAUAGAAACUCCUCUGGUCACAGUAUCAAGGAAGCUGGGUGCGUUACCACAGCUCUUUUCUUUGCUGGGAAACCUUGGAGGCUACUUGGCACUUCUGACUGCGACAUUCACGGCGAUUUUCGUGAGAAAGUAUCCUCACAGCGACGUUGCAAACGUUUACGAGGCGCGUACGCUGAUCGGCUACCAGGUGCCUCACAAUCCACGCAAUCCGGAAGAGGUCACGUUUGGUCGUGCCAGCGACAAAUGCCAGGUGGCGGAUGUGGACGUCACCACAUUGGCGGAUGUGGAGGUCACCACAUCGGGGGAGAGUAUGGGCGCAGCGGUGCUUUUGAAUGCCCACCCGCUGCCAACAAGCGGCACCACAAAAGCUGGGAAGACUGAGCGGAGCCAGCAAAAGCUAAAACUCUAG
Molecule: messenger RNA, 1062 nt
Organism: Symbiodinium necroappetens
Lineage: Eukaryota; Dinophyceae; Suessiales; Symbiodiniaceae
Source: the annotation of a GenBank genome assembly